Messenger RNA from Strongylocentrotus purpuratus (purple sea urchin), 4026 nucleotides. RefSeq lists its product as uncharacterized. The transcript is spliced from 15 exons. NCBI's taxonomy places the organism in Eukaryota, Metazoa, Echinodermata, Echinoidea, Camarodonta, Strongylocentrotidae. The record is from RefSeq and is a predicted model, not a curated record. Bases 120 to 3887 code for a protein of 1255 amino acids.
GUUUUCAUGACGUCACCGUGGGAAAUUUCAAUAUUCCGACACUGGCGAUGUUCAAAGAAAGCUUCUAAGAAUUUCAUAUUUCGCCCUUUUUGCGGAAUAUUCAGUCUUAUAAAUUAACAAUGCCAACGUCAGGAGAGAGUGGAAUUGUUCCUUCAUCAACUUACAACCUGAGGAGAAAGGCCCUUCCAAAGACUUCAUCAAGACCUACUACUUCAUCUAGACCUACUACAAGGAGCUCCAAUAAGGAGAACGUCAGUUUAACAAAGGCACCAGUAUCAACAAGAUCUACAAGACUUACAAAGAAGACAGAGCAGAGCAGCAAAAUCCCAGUGCCCAACAGCAGGAUCCCUGUCCCGAGGACCACCCGAUCAACAGCCUCCAAGACAACAGCAGCCGCCUCUACUCCAACACGCAGGAAGGUCCCAGACUUUGAGAAGCUUCACAAAUCAUGGAAUAAAAAGCUUCAGCAAGGGAAAGCGGUCGCCAAAAAGCCUUGUACACAGACUGAGGCUUUUGAUUUGACAAGGCCAGGCACCCAUUUCAAGAGUGCCUACUACGAUGGCACAAAGAAAGACGUCAAAAGCCGCAGACAGACGGGGUUCGGGGGCUUCAGGGGCGAGGAGGAGGAGGAGUUUGAGGUAGACAAUGGCGCCCUCAACGACAUCCUCAUCGGUCAAGGGCUGGAGGAGAAAGAGAUCAAGCAGGACAGCAGAGUGUCUUCAAGAGCAACUCUUGCUGGGACAGGUGUUUCGUCAGUGGUUGCCUCACGUCUGGGUGGAAGGAGGCAGACUCUAGGACAGCUGUCAUCAACAGGAGCAGGGCGGGUCAACAACUUCUCAAAUGUCUCCGCGGUCAGAGAAAUCGACAAAGGAGGGAAGCAUCAUGGGAAAAAAUCUCUCCUGCAAGAACAAAAUGACGCAGGGAUAACUUUUGAAGAGAGUACCGAUGCCCUUGCCAGCAUCUUGAACAACACCGGACUGCACUCGUUUGAUAAGCAACACGACAUCAUGGGAGGGCGCCAGACCAUUUCAGGAAUGUCCGCUAAACAGAGACAGUCUGGUAGAUUUAACGUGACAACUGGAAGGACAUCCAUCUAUUACCAGAAACCCAAGAACCACGAUGUCAGCAAGGUCUACAGUGAGUUUGCCAAGAGGACCUUGUCUCGCUUCACAAUGGAUGGGAACCAAGCGAACUUCAAGACUGCAUUCAUCGAUAGUCUCCUGCCCGAUAACAGAGGAUCCUUAUAUAUCAAACCAAGCAUCCCCGCUACCGAGAAACCAGCUGGCAUAUACCACGCGACAUCAGACACAAAAUCCACAUCAUCAAAGACCCUAAAGGCAAUGACACCGGCCAGAGUACCCCGUCCAACAUCAGACACAAACACUGUAUCAUCGAAGACCUUGAGGGCAGUCACACCGGCCAGAGUACUGGUCACUGACAAGACAAAGAGUGCUGCUAAAGUAGCAAGAACACCGGGAACUGCUGCCAGAAUUCCUAAUCCUAGGUUCAAUGAAGCUCUCAACAAACAGGAACAGUCAUGCUCACCUUCACUGACACCAGCAAGACGUAUCCCUACAACACCGGGGGGUCAGAGCCAGAAGAAUGUUCGCUGGGCUGAUGUUCUUUCCUCGCCUCCAGAUGGGGAGGGAGCAGAUCACAUGAGCUCUAAGGACGUGGUAGCAGUUCUAAACUUUGGUGAUGAUGGUGAAGAUGCAGUCUCUCCUGAGACAAAAACGAGACUCCAUGAGAUGGAGAAGCUAGAAGCAGAGACGGUGGCCAACAGGCAAAAACUAAAUGAAAUGGAAGAGAUAGAAAAGCAAUUGGAGCUGGAAAUAGCUCGUCUACACGGGGUAGGAGACGUAGAAGAAGUUGAAUCCUCUGAACAGCCCUUCAGUCAUCCUGCCUCAACCCUGCCCCACUCAAUGACUAACCUGCAAAUAGCGGAUCCUCCUGCAUCAAACAUGCUGGACCAUGUCCCAACCAAGCAACCUGCGGAUUAUAUGGAUCCAGUUAGGAUGAGCAAUGUGGACAAUAUGGAGGCCCUCGCUGCACCUGCACCUGCACCUGCGAUGACAGCACAUGGGUAUGGCAGCAUGCCCAACAGAGAGCUUCAGCAGCAGCAUGUCCCAAGGGAAGCGCAGCAUCCGCAGCAGCAGAGGUUCCAGACAGGACAAAACCAUAUGCAGGCAUCAGACUUUGAGAGAGCAUUCAGUCACCAACAAGGAGACAGAGCUCUACCAAUGGAGAUUGAUUCAUUGAAUGAUUAUUCUGCUAGAGGCAUUGAUACGAUGAGAAAGGAUCCAAGUUCAUCGUACAUGCCAUAUGUCAGUCAGGGUUUUUCAAGUGUCGCUGACAAUCUAAGUACAGCUCACCCAGAAAUGAGAAGUACUGAUGUUGGUGAUUUUGCUAUGGGUGAUGUUCAUCGUAUGACUGACGGUUCCCAGCGGCUUCGAUCUCCAUCAGGACCAGAGCUGAUGGUUUCAGACAGCACAGAAGCCUUCCAGGGUGUCUUCCCUGCAUUCCUGCAGAAGUCUUGCCAGUCGUCCAGUCAGUCGUCCAGUCAGUCGUCCAGUCAGUCGUCCAGGCGUCCUGAAGUUCACAAUUUCCCUAGUGCCAUUGUUGGCCAGGAAACUGCCCAGGGCCAUUCAAUGAUGCAUGCAUCUUCAGCAGUGAAACCGCAUAUACAGGACUCUUUUCAUAGUCAGAGAGUAGACUUGGGUCAUAAUGGUCAGCAACACUUUGGAUUUCGGCAGGACCAUAAGAACAUGCCUUUCUCUUAUGCUCCAAGUCAUGACAGUAUCAGAACAAUUGUUACAACCGAUCCAUAUGGUAGAGGGACUGAUCCUCCGUCUUCUGUGCUCCAAGCUCCUGCAGCAAUUACAAAACCCCAUAUACUCCACGACACCCAGCAAGCUUUUAAUGUUCCAACCAAACCCAUACCACCCAUGGACAAUCCAAGGUUGGCUAUUCACACACCCCAAGCUGUAAGAAGUGCACAGGGAGGAACGUCCUUCCUUAAACCCACUCCAGAUUUGCGAUCAAUGUCAACACCCCUUCACCAUUCAUCAGUGAUGCCCACUCCCAUUCAAAUGCCUUUGGCCAUGAGGAACUCUUCUUUAGCGUUGUCCUUGGGUAGAGAACAUCUGCAGUGGCCUUCGCCUGUUGUCGCACCCAAUGCCCCAAGCUUCCAAUCGUACGGUCAGAAUACUGGCUCCUUAACUGCCCCAAGCUUCCAAUCGUACGGUCAGAAUGCUGGCCCCUUAGCUGCCCCAAGCUUCCAAUCGUACGGUCAGAAUGCUGGCCACUCAACUGCCCCAAGUACAUUGAACACUGCCAGGUCACAACAGAGCCAUAACCAGCCUACAAACUCUUUUGGCCAUCCGUCAGCGGCAACACCUGCGUCUUCAUUGAUUCAUCCCGUCAUCGGCCCUCUUCAAAGCCGCCCAGAUCAUCCUGCUGGUUCUAUGUCUACAGCUUUUCAGUACAGCCGACCCCACACUGCUUCAGUGUCGUCUGAAGGAACCAGGACUAUUCCCAGCCAGGGUCAGAGUUUAGGGAUCGUAAGAUCACUGUCUUUGAGUGACAGCCUCAUGGGUGGCCGUCAUCGUGCUCAGGUACAGCCAGUGAACCGACAAAUGGAGAGUGAGAGAGAAACGAGUGGGCAGCUGUUUCACCAAGUACUGCUAGACGAGGAAUGCGCCCUCUAUGCCUGUAGACUGAAAGGGAGAUACACACCCCAAUCUCUAGAACCUCGUCCUAUCAAUCCUAUAGCUAAGGUCCUUCUACACGGUGAUGAUAUGCAUUUUGUACCCAUCAGAGACAUUGAGUUUGUGGCAGUUUCAUCUCCAACCGGAUCAGCCUUCUCUAACUACUACAUGACGACAUGAUUACAGGAACCACCAUCAGACACACUCACAAGGCACAACCCAGGGAAAAAAAGCUAAUACACUCUUUCACGGUUACAAGAGUGUGCAUGCUCUGACAUUAAAUUACGAGUAAACAAAGUUCUUUAAUCGUUUUAAAAUG